AUGGACAUUGAUGGGGUCAUGGUGGCCAUGUCCAUCUACACCAGCAUUGCUGCACCACGCUGGAUUUUCAUUCGGCGGUAUACCCAGUGUAGGUCGCUCUGUACCGGUACCUCCAUACCGCACUUUUCUCAUUCCAAGACUUCGACGUCGUCGAGCGGCUCGACGUCCGCCUCCAUCUUCGCCAACUCGAGCACGUCCACGUCCUCCAACUCGUCGUCGUCUUCCUCGUCCAAGACGCAGUGCGAGAUCUGCCGCGACACGGGCGACUGCUCCGAGGCCUACAACGGCGCGGCCGGCCAGUUCUGCAACUCGUGGCUGGACUCGUCCAACACGCGCCGCGCGUGCUGCUGCCCUUCCGGUGACGUGUGCUCGUCCGACUCCAACUACGAGUGCACCUGCAGCCACAAGAGCGACCGGCCGACGUACUGGAUCUGGAUCGGCCUCGGCGUCUUCGCCGUCGGCGCCUUGAUCGGCGGCGGCAUCUUCGCGGCCAUCCGCAAGCGCCGCAUGCAGCAACGCCGUGACGAGUACCCGGCUCAAGCGCAAGCUGGCGUGGCCUACGCCCAGCAGCCUGUGUACGCCCAGGGCGGCUACGUCCAGCAGGGCUGCGCUCCUGGGACCUACGCUCAACCGGUGUAUGCUCAGGGCGGCUACGCGCAGCCCACGUACGUUCAGCCAGGCUACGGCCAUGGCGGCUACCGCGACGACUACCGCGGGCGUCGUGGAAUGGGCACGGGCGGUGCC
Molecule: messenger RNA, 744 nt
Organism: Phytophthora sojae
Lineage: Eukaryota; Oomycota; Peronosporomycetes; Peronosporales; Peronosporaceae
Exons: 2
Source: RefSeq, a predicted model, not a curated record